UUCGUUUAGAAUAUUAUCGGUGCUCAACAUCUGAGGACGGCAAGUGACCAAGAUAGCUCGGGAAGAAAUGACAAAAGCAAGGGCAUGGUGAGCACCCUGGGUGGAAGGUUAAAAAUUUGGAAUCAUGAAUGCCUUUGAAUAUCGGCUGUUGCUUUCUGCAGAAUCAAACUCCGCAUAUUCAACCAACAGCUGCAUUCAAAUCGGCUUCGCUCAUAUCAUUAAGUGAACGAGCAGAUUUGCAGUUGAGGGAGACUUUGCCAACUCUAUGAUCCUUCAGGUCGUCAGGAGGCAAGAGAAGAUUUAUUUUUACCUGCAGUUAAGUGCUGAUCUGAUAGAAGGAUUGAAGAUCGUCGCGACAAACGACUAAAAUUAAGACCUUUGGGCUCAGUAACUUCGUUUUCACAUGGCUGAACCGACUCACACGAUGGGUCAGGAAUUUCAGGUGCAAAGGGAUAUCACAAAAAUGAGAAAGUGCGAGAAGGGCUUGAUCCUUAAUUCCGUCUUGUUCAUGCUUCUGAUGGGAACGUUUCCUGAAAUAUAUGUGGCAUCUCCGCUCACGAAAUUUAAGCCUGAGCAUGCAAAGUACAAAGAGGACCCCAAGGAGACGGCAGAACUUGCGGUGUUCCGCAACCGUGAAUUGGGAAGUCCGGUCUCGAGCACACUCCCGAAUCCUAAAAUGAUUGAACGUUAUGAGGAACAAACAGAAAGGCCUGCAGUUGGCGCUGUAAUAGAUGGCGAAAUUUUCGCAUGGAGUCAAAGAAGGAAAGAUACGGGCCCGGCCAAAUUAACUCCUCCUCAAGAGGUUCAAGGUCCUCGGCACCAGAGUAGAAAGCGUGCAGCAGGUGCGGUAGAAGAUCUAGAAAUUUAUGGAGGGAGCAAAAGGAGAAAAGGAACGAGGCCGGACAGUUUCACCCUUCCUCGAGAGGCUGAAAGUCAUAACAGAGAAAUGACACACAACCAACUGAACGCGUUUGAUGUCAACGCCGAGGCAUGGGGAAGGGGUGAUUCAAUGGACGCAGCACGCAAAUAUACCCUUGAUGCUCACUACACUGAUGCCAAAACUGACAUGGGCAGAAUGAAGAACACGAAUGAAGAUCGACCAUCAAUUCUGCAAGAACAAGAAUCAGACAAAUUCGAAGAAAUUCAAAAUAAAAUUGAAAUUAAAGGACAGAAGAGAAGCGGGAGAAAAAGUCACUACCAGACGUCAAAAAAGCGGAGGAAUGUAGAAGUUAAUGUGGAGCAAGGAGAAGAGGGUGCGCCUAAUAUUAUGGUCCGUACUGACGCCGAAAGUGGCAUAGACAGAACGAAGCUUAUGAAGGAAGAUCAGUCAGCGACCUCACAUGAAGCGAAGCAGAACACAUUGGAAGGAAGCCAAGGAACUUUCCGAACCCAUGUUGCAACACAUGAACUGGCUGAAGAUCACGCCGCAGAAAUGAAACUUGGCCAGAACAGCGGGAAAGAAACGGUUGAUACAAGAGAAGUUAACGGCGAACAAGGAGAGAACGGUGUCUCUAAUAUCAUGAAGAGCACUGUUGGCAGAAGUGACGUCAGUAGAAGGAAGAUGAUGAAUGAAGAUCCCCGGUUGACCUCAGAAGAAAUGCGGCUGGACACAUUGGAAGGAAGCCAAAGGUAUGGCUACGCCAUGGCUAAAUCUGCUAAAAUGACCGUAGAUCAUGACGCAGAAGCGAACCACAACCGACAGAGAAGGAAGAAAUAUCUCAGGCUGCUACGGGAAAAGAGAAAAGCAAAAGAUGGGAAUUCCGGCCGAGAUAACGGGACGGAAUCUGAUACUGUUCACAGCACUCCUGCCGGAACUGAGGUCCGAACACCUAAAUUAAUGGAUAACACAGAGGGAGAGUGCCGCAAAAUCUAUCUCCCUGUCGCCAUCAUAAUGUCAUUUCUAGGAGGAGUACUUGCCGCAUUUGUAGUGAUUUGUUGCUGUUUGAAACGGAGAUAUUGUCAGCAAGGCUACGAACGCCCUGCAUCCGAAGGUACGCGACACAAACUUUAUGAAAGACGACGACAUAUUUCAGAAGAUAUAUCUCGUAAUAUGACACCAAUACUGGAGGGAUGCACCGAUCUCAAGCUGUACAGAAUUACAGAAGUCCACCGAGUGAGACUAGAAUCGCUAACUGAAGACGUCGUGGAGAAUAUUAGUGAGACGCUCUUAAAGGGAAAUGUGAUAACGGAAUUAAACCAUGAGGAAAUCAGAAAGUUGACGAGAAGUGACCGAAGACAAGAUGCUUCGAAACUGCUUUUGAAAUCGGUGCUCGACAGAAACUUUUGGGAAUGCAGGAUGUUCUGUAGGGAACUUGCCAAAAUGCAAGAAAAACAACAAAGCCUUAUAAGUGUUCUGGAGCAGUCCGUCGAGGAAGAAACGGUUCUGCAACACAGAUACACUCUCCGAAUUCAAAGUAAGAAACUGAGAGAUGCAUGCACACAAGGAAACAAAAUGCCCAAGUCACGUUUAAUUGAUGACAUCUACACUGACCCAAAGAUUACUCGGCCACAACCUGAACACGAUAGUCGAACAGGAGAAAGUAAGAAGCACGUUCGAGAAUUUAAAACCCAUGAACUAUUGAGAAUUAUCAACACUGACUCUGAGAAGAACACCAUCGCCGUCGUCUGUGGGGCUGCAGGGACUGGCAAAAGCACCAUGAUACAGAAGAUAAUCCAUGACUGGGCCACGAAAAACAAACAAGAAAACUUCAAGUUUGUCUUUCAUUUUAAAGUUCACAACUUAAAUGCAAAAAAAUGUGGAAUAACUUUAAACACCUUGAUCCUUGACCAAUAUCCUUACCUGGAAGAUUUUCUUGAAAAACUGUGGAAAGAACCCAAAAGCAUAUUGUUUAUAUUUGAUGAUUUGGACCAACUAGAUCGGCCCGUUAUUUUCUCAGAAAAUGAGAAAAACAUAGAUCCACGACAUCAUUGUCUCGGACCCGAGUCUUAUUGCUUCGUGUCAGACAUCGUGCAAAGUCUCAUACAGGGAGACUUGUUGAAAGGGUGUUCAGUGCUUUUCACAAUCCAGCCUUUCAAACUGGAUCCUCUGUGUCAGUUAACCUUAGAUUCAACUUUCCAAAUCGGGGUAUUCAACUCUGAGAAAGCAAAAGAAUAUUUUCGCCGUUAUUUCCGGGGUAAUCUAUACGCGAACGAUAUUCUGGAAUUCAUUGAGCAGAGUGACAUCUUGUGGAAGAUGUGCGAUAACCCUCUGUUUUGUUUGGUCCUCGCCUCGUCGCUGGAGUCUCGCCAAUCAGAAGCUGACGCUCAGACACCAAUCCCCACCAUAAGCCACACUUGGUUGCUCUCUGACUACGUCAUGCUCCUUCUCGAGAGAUGCGGAUAUGAUCAGAAAACCUCUCUAAAGAGUUUGCUUGAACUGGGAGAACUGGCCUACGAACGAAUGGCUGGUAAAACACUUCCGUCUGAAGUCGACACAUUAGGGACACUGAAUUCUUGUUCUCCCAGAUUGAUCACUGCGGUUAUGAUCCAGGCUCCAGACAAGGAGAGUGAUGGCGAUAUUUACGAAUUCAGGAACUCUGUUAUGCAGAACUUCCUUGCUGCACUAUCGAAAAGACUAAAUACUCCAGGAAUUGGACUGAAAGGGUUACUCGACGAAGCACUCAUGGUCACUGACGGCAGACUCAAUACAUUUUCACGUUUUCUUCUUGGGCUGGUUUCGCGGAAGCUAACUGCUCGCCUUGAGUUGGAAUUUGGUUCAUUUCCUUCUGAUGCCACUUCUGUUAUCACACAGUGGCUCACGGAAGAUGUCAAACGGCGCUUACCGAACCUGGAAGGGAAGUAUUACCAAAGCAUGUUUUUAAAUAUACUGCACUACUUACUUGAAUUUGGAGACACUCGAGUAACCAGGGACGUGCUGGAGCCGAUUAGAACAAUUAAAUUCAAUCAAUGCCUCCUCAAACCUUCCGACUGUGUGGUUUUAUCGAGAACUUUGAUCCACUCUGAGGUGAUUGAAGAGCUGGAUCUCAGUUCAUGCCUAAUACAACAGAAGAGACUCCAACAACUGGACCCAUUGCUGCGCAGAUGUCAAAUUCUCAGACUCAAUGAGAAUGACCUGCAAGAUUCAGGCGUGAGAAGUCUCUUUAAUAUUCUGAACAUAAAUGCCUGCAAAAUACAAACUCUGGAGCUGAGAUCCAAUCAUCUCACAGAUGAUUGUCUGGACGGGCUGUUCUCCGCACUCAGCACAAAUUGUUCAUUGACGCAGCUGUACCUGAGCAAUUCCAUUCAGGAUGAGCAACACGCUAAUCGGUUCACCGAUGAAGUACUGCAGAAACUUGUAGAUAGAAGCGCACCUCAGAAACAAAUCAGAUGGUUACACAAUCAAGAUAUUGGACAGGACAUCGCAGCGUCUUCCACUGCAUCGAAUGUUUUAACUGUAAUAACAGAUUAAGGACAAUUUAUAAGUUAGAUUGUCUUACAUGAAUACAAUCAUUAUCGUGGUACGUCCAAUGUGAUUAUACGGGAAUGGUACAAUAUAUUGAAUUUUGAGGAAAAUGCCACGAUGUUGAGCACGUUAGAAAACUCUAAAAAAUGUCUUUCAUUUUUAAUCUUUUUAAUAGUUUUCAAAUUAAUACAGAUUAUUAUAUCAAUGUUUAUGCAUGUAAUACAGAUCAGGAGAACAAUCAUGAC
Molecule: messenger RNA, 4647 nt
Organism: Pristis pectinata (smalltooth sawfish)
Lineage: Eukaryota; Metazoa; Chordata; Chondrichthyes; Rhinopristiformes; Pristidae
Exons: 15
Coding region: 404-4408 (1334 amino acids)
Biological process (GO): regulation of apoptotic process
Cellular component (GO): cytoplasm
Source: RefSeq, a predicted model, not a curated record